AUGGCGGCGUGGGGCAGGCGCCUCCCCCCGGCUCCGCCCCGGGCAUUCCCGGGCGGCCUCGACGGCGGGCUUGAGGAGCGGCCGGGAGGCGCAGGCAUGGCGGGGCCGGGGCGGGGGCUGCAGGGCCUGGGCGCCCUCCUGGGGCUGCUGCUGCUGCUGCUGGCCGGAGCCGGGGCUUUGCCGCGCUCGCAGUUGGCGCCCUUCGGGCCGGCGCGGGGGGACCGGGCGCUGCCCGACGGCGACGACGAGAGCUCCGAGGGGAUCCGCCUCGACGGCCCGCCGCUGCCCUUCUACGAGACCCGCUUCGGGCAGCUCUACGUUGGGACCAACGGGAUCAUUUCCACCCAGGACUUCCCCCGAGAGACCCAGUACGUGGACGACGAUUUCCCCACGGACUUCCCGGCCAUUGCUCCUUUCCUGUCGGACAUCGACACCAGCGGGGGGAGAGGGAAAGUCUAUUACCGCCAGGACGCUUCCCGGGAAGUGUUGGAUCAGGCCGCCCGGCUGAUCUGGGCUGGGUUUCCUGAUGCCGUGGGCUUCGUUCCCGACCACACGUUUGUGGCUACUUGGGAAAAUGUGGGCGCGUACGAAGAGGUCACCCGGAAUUCAGAGCCUUCCAAACAGCGCAACACCUUUCAGGCCAUCUUGGCCUACACCGAUGCGGAGGCCUAUGCCGUCUUCCUUUACCCCGACGACGGGCUCCAGUUCUUCGGAACGCGGCCGAAAGAAUCGUACAACGUCAAUCUCGAACUUCCGGCCCGGGUCGGCUUCAGCCGAGGGGACGUCCGGCGGCAGGAAGGCCCCUACCACAGCGCCACCAGCGGCGAGCAGUCGGUCAAAAGCCUCUAUCAGACAAGCAACUCCGGAAUCCCUGGCGUGUGGGUCUUCCAUAUCGGCAGCAGCUCCCAGCUUAAGAACGUGGUUCCAGCAGCCAUGGGCCAGAGACCAUCGCUGUCUUUCGAAGGGCAUCUAUCAAGAACCCCGGAGAGCACCGUUGUCGACCAAAGCAUCCUGGAGGGGGAGUAUCCUGACGCCAUCGAUUAUGCUGAGCCUUUCUACGAUGGAAACGAAAACGACUUUGAGUACUUGCCCAUCGAGCCCACCGAGCCAGCGCCGGAAACAAGGUCCAGCGAUCCGUUAAGCCCUGACGACCGACUCAAUUAUCACGAGCCGAGGCAUUCUGGGGCCAGGCUGGAUUCGGAACUGGAGCCUUCGUUGCCGGACCCGCCACCCAGCCAGCUGCCUCCGUAUCCUGAGCUGGAUUUUUACCCUGAAUUACCAUCCCCGGAAUCUUCUGUAUCAGAAGGAAAUGAUAGGACCCCGUCGUUACCGUUGGUGUCUGAGAGUCCCAUUGAGGCCAUGACUGCCCUGCUGCUCUACCAUCCCGACCUACAGGAUACACCGUCCCCACCGGAAGAAGACGGUGGCAUCCCUUCAGAAACAGAAGACCUUCCUGUCUACCCGGAUGGGGAGGUGAUCCUCGGAAGCUUCCCGGACAGCGCUCCACCUUUUAGCCACCGGAGACGUGUCGUAGGGGUGGAUGAAGACAUCGGUUUUAACCCUGAUGUGUUCACGUACAGCGCGGCCAACGUGGAGACCUGCGAGCGCCACCACAGCCAGUGCUCCCAGCAUGCCUUCUGCACCGACUACAGCACUGGCUUCUGCUGUCACUGCCAGGCCAAGUUCUACGGGAACGGCAGACACUGCUUACCGGAAGGCGCCGCUCAUCGCCUCAACGGCAAAGUGAGCGGGAACCUCCUGGUGGGACAGACGCCCGUGCGGUUCAGCGACGUCGACCUGCACGCCUACAUCGUGGGCAACGAUGGGCGAGCCUACACCGCCAUCAGCCACAUCCCGCAGCCGGCGGCCCGGGCACUGAUGCCACUAGCCCCGAUCGGGGGCCUCUUUGGCUGGCUUUUUGCGCUGGAGAAACCUGGGUAUGAAAACGGCUUCAGUAUCGCCGGUGCUCAGUUCACUCACAAUUUUGAAGCCACGUUCUUCCCGGGAGAGGAAAAAGUUUUUGUCCAGCAGACGGGAGAAGGGCUGGAUGCAGAAAACUACCUCAGCAUUAAGACGGAGAUUCAAGGGCAGCUGCCUCCAAUCCCUGAGGAUUCCGCGGUCCACAUCACGCCUUACAAGGAAAUCUACCACUACUCAGAUUCAGCAGAGUUGGAUUCUGGGCAUCUGCGAGAACUCAACUCCUCCCUUCUGCUCUCCUUAGACAUCAACGAGUGCGCCGAGGGCAUCAGCCGCUGCAGCCGGGAGUCGGUGUGCGUGAACACCCAGGGCAGCUACCGGUGCGAGUGCCCCAUCGGGUUCCAGCUGGCAGCCGACCGAGCCACUUGCCUAGCCAUAGCGCCGCCAUCUGAUCCUUGUGCCCAAGGCACGCACACCUGCGCCGCUGCGGAUCGGGCACGCUGCGUGCACCACGGGGGAGGCUCCUUCAGCUGCGUGUGCCUCCCCGGGUAUGCGGGCAACGGGCACAAUUGCACAGAUGUGGACGAAUGCGCAGAGGGGAAGUGUCACCCGGCAGCUGACUGUUUCAAUUCUCCUGGCUCCUUCUCUUGCCGUUGCCAGGCUGGCUAUGAAGGGGACGGCUUCCAGUGCUCACCAGUGGCCGUGCAGAGAAUGACCCGCUGUGAACACGAGCGACUUUAUGCAAGCCAGCAGGGAUCCCCUCUUCCUGGAGGCCCCCACGUCCCUCAGUGUGACGACCAGGGGAACUACCGGCCACUGCAGUGCCACAGUAGCACCGGGGAGUGCUGGUGCGUCGACAGAGAAGGCCGGGAAGUCACCGGCAGCCGGACACCACCGGGUACCUCCCCGCCACCGUGUGGAGCUCCAGAGCCCACGCCGAGGCCGCAGACCAUGUGCGAACGCUGGCGCCAAAGCCUUCUGGAGCACUACGGCGGCAGCCCCCGUGACGACCAGUACGUGCCCCAGUGCGACGCUCUGGGCAACUUCAGCCCGCUUCAGUGCCACGGGAACAGCGGCUACUGCUGGUGCGUGGACGAGAAGGGCCAUGAGGUCCAAGGCACGAGGUCCGAGCCGGGCAUCCCGCCUCCAUGCUUGCCGAGCGUCGCCCCUCCGACCGUCCGGCCGUCUCCCCGGCCAGACGUCGUCCCUCCUUCCGCUGGGACCUUCCUGCUCUACGCCCAGGGACAGCAGAUCGGCUAUUUGCCCCUGAACGGCACCAGACUCAACAAGGAAGCAGCCAAGACCCUGCUGUCCUUGCAUGGUUCGAUUGUGGUGGGGAUUGACUUCGACUGCCGAGAGAAAAUGCUGUACUGGACGGACGUCGCAGGGAGAACCAUCAGCCGGGCCGGCCUGGAGCAGGGGGCGGAGCCGGAAACCGUCAUUAGCACCGGGCUGAUCAGUCCGGAAGGCCUCACCAUCGACCACCUCCGACGAACCAUGUUUUGGACAGACAGCGGCUUGGACAAAAUCGAGAGCGCCAGGCUGGACGGCUCCGAGCGCCGCGUUCUCUUUGCCACCGACCUCGUCAACCCCCGCGCCAUCGCCGUGGACCCUAUCCGUGGCAAUCUUUACUGGACAGACUGGAAUCGCGAAGCUCCCAAGAUCGAGACGUCCACAGUGACCGGAGAGCACAGGAGGAUUCUGGUCAACAAAGACAUCGGGCUGCCCAACGGCUUAACCUUCGAUCCGUUUUCCAAACUGAUUUGUUGGGCGGAUGCAGGAACCAAGAAGCUGGAGUGCACCCUGCCGGAUGGAACUGGAAGACGCACGAUUCAGAAUAACCUCAACUACCCCUUCAGCCUCGUUGGCUACGCCGAUCACUUCUACCACACAGACUGGAGAAGGGAUGGCGUAAUAGCUGUGAAUAAAGACAACGGUGCUUUCACGGGCGAAUACCUUCCUGAACAACGGACGCACCUCUACGGGAUAACGGCAGUCCACCCGUACUGCCCUGGAGGAAGGAAAUAAGCUAUUGGGGCACGGAGGGAAGACGUUCCCCUUGCGGCCGGUGGAAGAAGAGUCGCGCUUCCUGCUGCCUUUGUACAUAAUGUAAAAGACCCCUCCCCUCUCCACAGCAGGACAGCUGGCGACGCGUCACGGAAGGGAAUCCAGCGGUUUUAACUUAGAGCAAAAAAUUAUCCCAUUAUUUUUUAAGUUAUACCUCAAGAUCUUUACUACUGUAUUUUCUUUUUUUUUUU
Molecule: messenger RNA, 4175 nt
Organism: Heteronotia binoei (common prickly gecko)
Lineage: Eukaryota; Metazoa; Chordata; Lepidosauria; Squamata; Gekkonidae
Gene: NID2
Product: nidogen 2
Exons: 19
Coding region: 1-3945 (1314 amino acids)
Biological process (GO): cell-matrix adhesion
Cellular component (GO): basement membrane
Molecular function (GO): calcium ion binding
Source: RefSeq, a predicted model, not a curated record